Messenger RNA from Saccharomycopsis crataegensis, 369 nucleotides. It is a transcript of the gene BNS1, whose product is annotated as Bns1p. The coding region runs from base 1 to 369 and encodes 122 amino acids. NCBI's taxonomy places the organism in Eukaryota, Fungi, Ascomycota, Saccharomycetes, Ascoideales, Saccharomycopsidaceae. The record is from RefSeq and is a predicted model, not a curated record. The transcript has 2 exons.
AUGACAAGUGAAAUCCAACCAUUGCAUCAGAGAGCCUUGGGCAGCAAGACCCUUUUAAAGAAAAAAUUAUUUGAAAGUGUUGAAAAAUCUGGAAACAGCAAUGUGUUUGCAUCUCCAACAGACAACAUGUUAUCUCCUUGUACCGAGAAAUUGAAGAACCACAAAAAUAGAUUCUUUGCUAACCAAAAGGUCACAAAACUAAAUCUUAAAAGCUCUAUGUCCAAAGAGAAGGGCGGUUCAAAACUAAGUUCAGAGAUUGAGGGCAAAGAUGUGGAUGAGCUCUUGAAGGCUAGAAAACCAGCCAAGAGAGAAGAAGACGAAAUUGAUGAAGAUGAGAUGAUGAAGAACAUCAAUUUUGAUGAUAUAUAA